AUGUCUGAAUUCGACGUUGUUAUUGUUGGUGCUGGUAUUUCCGGCAUCAACGCCGCCUAUCGCAUCCAGAGCCAACUACCUCAUCUUUCCUACGCCAUCCUCGAGGCUCGCGAUGCCAUCGGUGGCACGUGGGAUCUCUUCCGCUAUCCUGGCAUCCGCUCCGAUUCGGAUCUCUUCACUUUUGGCUUCGCCUGGAAUCCCUGGUCCAAGGACAACCCCAUUGCCGACGGCGCUUCCAUCGCAAAAUACGUGCGCAACACCGCUGCGGAAUAUGGCAUCGACAAGCACAUUCAGUUCCAGAAUCGCCUGUUGGCUGCAGACUGGUCUACUUCAGACAACUCAUGGACUCUAGCGGUCGAUAACGACGGCGCUACUAAAUCGUACAAGGCGCGCUUCGUUAUCUUCGGCACAGGCUAUUAUGACUACCACCAGCCUCUCAAGGCCGACAUUCCUGGCCUCGACAACUUCCAGGGCAAGCUCAUCCACCCCCAAUUCUGGCCCGAAGAUCUCGACUACGAGAAGAAAAAGGUCGUCAUCAUCGGCAGUGGAGCGACGGCCAUCACGCUGCUCCCCAAGAUGGCUGAAAAGGCCGAUCGCGUCACCAUGCUCCAGCGCAGUCCGACGUACAUUCUGUCCAUGCCCAACCGCUCACGAUCUCUUAUGAGCUACUUCCUACCCAGCUCGUGGAAUCGCAAAUUCCAGCGCCUCACCUGGAUCAUCACCUCGCGCAUCUUCUUCUUGUUCUGCCAGAGUUUCCCUACCCUUGCUCGGUUCAUUCUUCGACUUUCUGUUAAGCCCCAGCUUCCGUCUCAUGUCCCUCACGACCCGCACUUCAAGCCCCGUUACAACCCCUGGGAGCAGCGUCUCUGUGUCUGUCCCGAUGGCGAUUUCUUCAAGAGUCUACACACCGGCCGCGCAGACGUUCGAACCGACACAAUAAAGCAGGUGACACCCCGCGGUAUCGACCUCAACUCCGGCGAUUCCCUCGACGCAGACAUCAUCGUGACCGCCACCGGUUUGCGACUGCAACUAGCGGGAGGUGCCUCAAUCACCAUUGAUGGCGAGAAAUACCGUCUACCAGAGAAAUAUCUCUGGAACGGUGUCAUGGUGCAGGAUCUCCCCAACGCCUCAUUCGUGAUCGGAUACACCAACGCUUCGUGGACACUGGGUGCAGACGCCACUGCGCAAACUCUCUGCCGUCUCCUCAAGAAUAUGGAGAAGAACCACCAGGUCGCAGUCGUUCCCCGGUUGCACGAUGACUCGGGGCUGCAGCAGCGCAAGCUGUUGAACCUCAACUCGACCUAUGUGUCAGUAGCCGAGCAACAACUUCCCAGGGCAGCGGAUCGGGGGCCGUGGCAACCACGCGACAACUACUUUUCGGAUUACAUGUUCUCGAAAUACGGCAAUAUGAGUGAAAAUCUGGAGACGGUGCCGGGGGAUUUGAAAAUCAAGGCCUAG
Molecule: messenger RNA, 1458 nt
Organism: Aspergillus wentii DTO 134E9
Lineage: Eukaryota; Fungi; Ascomycota; Eurotiomycetes; Eurotiales; Aspergillaceae
Product: flavin-containing monooxygenase
Exons: 1
Coding region: 1-1458 (485 amino acids)
Molecular function (GO): NADP binding; flavin adenine dinucleotide binding; N,N-dimethylaniline monooxygenase activity
Source: RefSeq, a predicted model, not a curated record